Molecule: messenger RNA, 297 nt
Organism: Didymodactylos carnosus
Lineage: Eukaryota; Metazoa; Rotifera; Eurotatoria; Philodinida; Philodinidae
Source: the annotation of a GenBank genome assembly
AUGAAUGGCAGAAGUCAAUAUCUUGGUCAACAGUUUGCCAUGAAACUAGCUUGGGCAGCAACAGUUGAUAAAAUUCAAGGUGCAACUGUUAAUGAAUUAGCUUGGUGCACAGAAACAUUGUUAGGAUCAGGACUCGGCUAUACACAGCUUUCAAGAAUUUCAUCAGCCAGUAAUGAUGAUAUAAAAUUAAGUCUAAUUGAUGGUUUCGAAGAGAAAUUUUAUUGUGAUGAACAGAUCGCAAGAAAAUUAGAAAGGAUGAAAAGAUUUGUGCCACGACCAAAAUUAAUAGUCGAUUAA